Molecule: messenger RNA, 471 nt
Organism: Trifolium pratense (red clover)
Lineage: Eukaryota; Viridiplantae; Streptophyta; Magnoliopsida; Fabales; Fabaceae
Exons: 1
Coding region: 1-471 (156 amino acids)
Source: RefSeq, a predicted model, not a curated record
AUGGCUCUGAGAAUUCAACACAUUCCCAUGUUCUUCACAAUCUCACCCACCACAUUCUCCACCCACAACAAACCCAAAACUCAAAUCUCAUGCAUCAACAAAAACAUCAUCAGUGAUGCAUCACUAGCAUCAGAGUUUGCAGAGAAAGCAUCUAUAAUCAACGUACGUGUGAAACAAGCAGAAGAAGCUAUGACAAAGAGUAGAAAGAUUCUUUUCAAAGAAUUUUGUGGGUAUCUUCAACUCAAUGAAGAAGAAGCUAAACUCAAAUGGAAUAAAAUGGGUGAAGAUGAGAAAUGGGUUUUGGUUAAUGGGUUUGUUAAGGAAUUGGGUGAAUUUUUUCAUCCUUUGUCUGCAAAAUCUACCAAAGAGUUGGUGGAAGAAUAUUUGGUGCAAGAGAAUCUUCCUCCAAAAUCUCCUCCUCCUCUUUCGUCUACUUUGUUUCCAUUUGAUAGUAUAAUUGGUUUUCCAUAG